This is a messenger RNA of Cyphomyrmex costatus, 1988 nucleotides long. RefSeq names its product proton-coupled amino acid transporter-like protein pathetic. The record is from RefSeq and is a predicted model, not a curated record. The transcript has 8 exons. Bases 504 to 1877 code for a protein of 457 amino acids. NCBI's taxonomy places the organism in Eukaryota, Metazoa, Arthropoda, Insecta, Hymenoptera, Formicidae. Gene Ontology annotation, cellular component: vacuolar membrane. Gene Ontology annotation, biological process: amino acid transmembrane transport. Gene Ontology annotation, molecular function: L-amino acid transmembrane transporter activity.
UCGCCGUCAUUGUCUCUUUGCAUAUUUGCAGACUGCAGAAUUUAUUUGAAUCGAGAUUACGCGAUUUAUUUGGAUUUUUGUUUGAUAAUCUCGUAAAUCAUCUGAGCUUUAAUAAUCCGCUGAUGAAUCAUUAUUAUCACGCGUUAUAUUAUAAAUAUAAUCUUUAAAAAAGAAAAGGCAAUACGCGCGAAAUCUUGUGUAAAACUUACGGGUUCCCGCUCGAUCGGAACUCACGUGAGCGCUUCGUGCUACAUGAAAAGGAGAAAAACAGAAAGAGACGGAGAGAAAAUAAAGAUCUUUAGAUAGACGAGAAUUGAAAUCAAAAUACUAAAGUAAAACACGUUGAGUUAAACAAGAGGAUUGACAUUUCAUCCGAGCAGAGUGAUAAUGUGAAUCCGGAGAAUUCACUAUACUGCAACGUCGUCAGAGAAAGAAAUAAACGUUCUUCGUAAAUCAAGCAACAAAUCUUCAUUCAUUCACGUCUCGAUAUACAAGAGAUCGCCAUGGGUCGAGCGGAGAAAGAGUUGGACAAUCCCAUGACAGAAUUCAGUAGCAGCACGAAAAUAGCUCCGAAUAUCGGCGAGUACAAAGAAAAGGAUGAACUGUACGACCCAUUCGAACAUCGUGAUAAACAACAUACAACUUCAGAUCUGGGCUCCUUGGCACAUCUUCUGAAAUCUUCUCUAGGAACGGGAAUUCUGGCCAUGCCGCACGCGAUAAAUAACGGCGGGUUAGUGUUUGGCGGGAUCGGUACAAUUAUAAUCGGUUUUAUUUGCGCCCACUGCGUGCACAUACUGGUGCGUACGUCUCAUAUACUCUGCCGGCGUACUAAGACGCCGCAAAUGACGUAUGCUGAAACGGCGUAUGCGGCCUUUCUUUGUGGACCGAAACCGCUCAGGCCGUGGGCCAACUACAGCAAGAUAUUCGUUAAUACGGCGCUGUGCGCGACAUACAUAGGCGGCUCGUGUGUUUAUGUCGUAUUUGUUUCUAAGUCUCUUCAACAGAUCGUAAAUUCUAACAGCGGGAAGUUCAUAGGUAUUGAAAUGUUCAUUUACUCGUUGAUCCCGGCAUUGAUACUGCUCGGGCAGGUACGCGAUUUAAAAUACAUGGUGCCAUUCUCGGCACUGGCGAACAUCUUCAUGAUAACCGGCUUUGCGAUCACGCUCUACUACAUCUUCAGUAAUAGCAACCUGCAUUCACUUAAUAACAACAAGCUGUUUGCCUCGGUGGACCAACUACCCCGUUUCUUCGCAACUGUGAUAUUCGCCAUCGAAGGUAUCGGCGUUGUGAUGCCCGUGGCGAACAACAUGAAAUAUCCACAUCAUUUCCUCGGAUGUCCUAGCGUACUUAACAUCACGAUGACGAUAGUCGUAAGUCUAUACGCUAUGAUGGGAGUGUUUGGUUACCUUGCGUACGGCGACGAAGUAGAACCCAGCAUCACGUUGAGUCUGCCAAAUUCGGAAAUUCCGGCCCAAGUGGUAAAGGCCCUCAUUGCUGCAGCUGUUCUCUUUACUUACGGUCUGCAACUCUUCGUGCCGCUCGAGAUCAUGUGGAAUUCCAUAAAACACUUGUUUAACCAUAAAUUUUUGGCCUUGGGCGAGACGGUGAUGAGAAUAUGCAUUGUUAUGCUAACAGUGGUCUUCGCGCUGUUAGUGCCUGAUUUGGACCCGUUCAUUUCUCUAGUCGGUGCAAUAUUCUUUUCUAUUCUCGGCAUCAGUAUCCCAGCUGUCGUCGAAACGAUUUCGUGUUGGGAAAGCCAUUUGGGUACUUUCAACUGGCGGUUAUGGAAAAACUCUGUGCUAGUUAUAUUCUCGUUAUUAGCGUUAGCAUUUGGUUCAUGGAUCUCAGUGCAAGAUAUAAUCAACAUACAUAAAUAAGAUAAUGAUAAAUUUUAGUAUUUUAUUUAAUGUUUUACUUCAAUUUCUUAUACAAUUGGAAUUCCAGUGUCGACAAGAAACGCAACGAGGUUUUAAUGAAACAACUAAUUA